AUGUAUCAUGAAACAUUUUUUAGGUAUUUCGCCACAGGAGAUCUUAUUUUAUCAGUGUCCUUGGCAUUCAGAAUUGGAGAAUCCACUGCCCGAAAUAUUAUUAAAGAGGUAUCACAAGCUUUGACACAAGUGCUUUCACCAAUAUAUUUAAAAGCUCCAGACACUAAUCGAUGGCUACAAAUAUCCGCAGAUUUUUUACAAAAUUGUAAUUUCCCAAAUACUGCAGGCCCUUUCGAUGGAAAACAUUUUGAAAUUAAAUGUCCAUCGAAUUCGGGUUCAUCGUAUUAUAAUUACAAAAAAAACUUUAGCGUCGUUUUGAUUGCAGCUUGUGAUUCAAACUACAAAUUCACAGUAAUUCACGUAGGAGAAAUGGGUGGGAAUAAUGAUUCUGGGAUUUUCGCACAAAGUCCUAUUCGACUAUCUUUACACAAUAAUCAAAUUGGAUUGCCGAACGGGACUGCUGCACUCCCUGGCAGUGAAGAGAGAAUACCGAUGGUUUUUCUUGGUGACGGAGGGUUUCCCAAUUGGCCACAUUUAAUGGUACCUUAUUCUGGUAAACAUGUAAAUGAAAACAGGCGCAUUUUCAAUUACCGUCUAUGCAGAGCUCGCAGAUUAAUUGAAAAUGCAUUUGGCAUUCUCACUGCGCGGUGGCGAAUUUUCAGAAGAGCGUCUGAGCUUUUAGUUGACAGCUUUGAUAGUGUCAUUUUAGCUACAAUUUGCCUUCAUAACUUUUUGAAAACAAGAGAUGAAGAACAGAAUUGA
Messenger RNA from Leptopilina boulardi, 762 nucleotides. RefSeq lists its product as uncharacterized. Lineage: Eukaryota; Metazoa; Arthropoda; Insecta; Hymenoptera; Figitidae. The record is from RefSeq and is a predicted model, not a curated record. The transcript has a single exon. Bases 1 to 762 code for a protein of 253 amino acids.